Messenger RNA from Botrytis cinerea B05.10, 2171 nucleotides. It is a transcript of the gene Bcjem1, whose product is annotated as Bcjem1. Gene Ontology annotation, cellular component: endoplasmic reticulum. Gene Ontology annotation, biological process: protein folding in endoplasmic reticulum. The record is from RefSeq and is a predicted model, not a curated record. The transcript has 2 exons. Bases 249 to 1841 code for a protein of 530 amino acids. Gene Ontology annotation, molecular function: misfolded protein binding; protein-folding chaperone binding. Lineage: Eukaryota; Fungi; Ascomycota; Leotiomycetes; Helotiales; Sclerotiniaceae.
GGCCCCAAUUAACAAUUAACCAGGCCUCAAAGACCUCCCGAAUUGAGUCGAAAAGGCCACCUAAUUCUGCCGAUAUCCUCCAAUAUCUUCCACGUGUAAUUAAUUUGUUCAUAUUGUUCGAGCAGACUGCUAUCAUCUGUUCUUAAAGAUCAUCGCGCAAUCUUCUUUUUCUCAUUCUUCUUCACUCUUUAUUCCAUGCUUUGAACUCUCCACACUUAGAUCCGUCACAGACGCAAAUACAUCUCACAAUGAUUGUGAAAGUAAAGUUGUCGGUCCUUGCCUUUGCCGCAACUCUCUUAUCAUCACACUCUUUGGUCUCGGCCCUUUCUGCAAAUGAUAUUCCCUCUGAUACCCCCAUUUCAUCUUUAUUGGCAUCUGCCAACGCGCAUCUGGCAAAAGGCGAAACGAACGAUGCCUUGACUUAUUACGAUAUUGCUAUCGCCCGCGAUCCAUCGAACUAUCUCAGUCAUUUCCGUCGCGGGGCUGCCUAUCUUUCCCUUGGUCGAAUGGCUCAGGCUGCCCAAGACUUUGAUAAGGUAUUGACAAUCAAACCAGGCCAUGAACCGGCAUUGUCACAAAGGGCGAAGAUCAGAGCAAAGAAUGGAGAUUGGGAAAACGCCAAACAAGAUUACCUCUCCCUCGGCGCAUCUCAUGGGGCCGAAGAAGAACUCGCGAAUUUAGUAGAGGCCCAAGGUGCAGCUAGUUUGGCAAUGGAUGCAGAGAAAGAUCAGAAUUGGGAAGAAUGUGUGACACAAGCCGGAGCUGCAAUCAUGGUUGCCUCCAAGGUAGUAUCACUCCGCAAAACCAGAGCUCAUUGUCGAUUUGAACGCGGCGAAGUCCAAGAAGGAAUGAGUGAUCUCAAACACGUUCUCCAAAUGCAACCAGGACUUACAGAUCCCCAUCUCCGGAUCUCUACAAUCAACUUUUAUGGCUUGGGGGAAUUGGAGCAGGGUAUGGACCAAUUGAGGAAGUGCUUGCAUUCAGAUCCAGAUUCGAAGAGUUGUAAAAAAAUGUACAGGAGAGAGAAGACCAUCGACAAAACCUUAGCCCAGGUUCGCAAAUAUUACGAAAAACAUCAAUAUGCGAGCGGAGUGAAACUUCUCGUUCCAUCCGGAGAGGAGGUUGGGUUGGUUCAAGAGAUAAAGGAUGAUAUCAAGGAAUACCGAGAGGCUAGCAUAAUCCCCGAGCAUGCGCCAAAUCAUCUGCUCACUCAAGUUGUCGAAAUGGUUUGCCAGGCUUAUCACGAGACCAAAAAUACUAAGAAGGCCACUACUUACUGUGAUGAAGCUCUUUCACUCAACGAAAACUCCCUUUAUGGACUACUUCACAAAGCCCAGAAACAUAUGGAAGCAGAGAACUACGAAGCUGCUAUAUCCACCCUCAACACUGCAAAGGAAAACCACCCUGAAGCGCAGCAGAUUGGGGGACUCUUGCAAAAAGCUCAAGUAGAAUUGAAGCGAAGCAAAACGAAAGAUUAUUACAAGGUUCUAGGGGUUCCUAAGGAUGCGGACGAGCUUCAGAUCAAAUCAGCAUACAGAAAAUCGGUCAGAAUAAAUCAUCCAGAUAAGGCCCACAAACAAGGAAUUAGCAAGGAAGAGGCAGAAAAGAAGAUGGCAGCCAUUAAUGAAGCAUAUGAAGUACUGAGUGAUCCUGAAUUGAAGGCUCGCUUCGACCAAGGAGAUGAUCCAAAUGACCACGAGCAACAAAGAGGACAUCCAUUCCAACAGGGUAACCCAUUCGGUGGUGGUGGAUUCCCUUUCCAACAAAGCGGUGGACAUCACCAUGGUGGUGGACAACAAUUUAAUUUCAAGUUCGGUCAAGGGGGAUUCAAUUUCGGUUAAGGCGAUAUCUUCCAUUCUGAAUCCAGGCGUUGGUUAGGCUUUGCAAGUUGACGGUGAUUCAACCAUUUAGUAUACUCUGUAAAAUGUACACAUCAUGGCUCCAAGAUGCUUCUGUGAUAACGUUUAAGAAGAGAGAGAAAACGCAUUCCAUUCAAUGAAUGUUCAAUUAGAGAUUCGGUUUCUGUUACUGCAUUAUAUUUGUGAUUGUAAUUAUUGUGGUUACGAUGGGAAUGUUUGUGGAUGUGAAUUGAUCAAUCACGAAGCCUCGUCAUCAGCCUUGUCAAAUUUCGGGCGCUACUGUAUAAAUCCCGACGGUAUAAUGGAAUGGCA